This is a messenger RNA of Wallemia mellicola CBS 633.66, 345 nucleotides long. RefSeq lists its product as hypothetical. NCBI's taxonomy places the organism in Eukaryota, Fungi, Basidiomycota, Wallemiomycetes, Wallemiales, Wallemiaceae. The coding region runs from base 1 to 345 and encodes 114 amino acids. The record is from RefSeq and is a predicted model, not a curated record. The transcript has a single exon.
AUGGACGAUCAUCAUCGAAAAUCGGCCGAUUUGCCGGAGGGGCAUAAAAACCCUCCCAGUGAAUCCGCAAGCGCCGAAUUCACAGGUGAGCACUUUUUAAACGAUAUAUCGUUCGAUUUCGGUGCUGCUGACGCGCGAGGAAAUCUCGACGCGUCGCAACACGGGAGGAGACAGAGUCAAAGACUCAAUACUAAUUUAAAUAAGAGGCGCAGAACCGAUAAUGAAAGCUACGGAACGCGUAGUUUUGAUAUAUUCCCGCUCAUUGAGCAAAUCAACAAAUCGUUGACACAAAUUGUUGAAAAGAGGGAACAAGGGAAUGAUAAUACCCUCAAAGAGAAUGGCUAA